AUGGCGCUCACCGCGCCCUCAAGUUCCCGUCCCGGCCGCCCGGGUCCGCCGCCGCUUUGCCCUCCCUCUCUGGCGGCGUCCAGCGUCCUCACCCCGGUGUCGGAAGAUUCCCUCUCUCCAGAGAGUGCCUCGUCUGUCUACUCGCUCUGCGCCUUCGUGGAUAACACCUGUGCUGCAGCCACACAGUCGGCGGGAAGUCGAAGCGAGGAAGUCGGUGGUGAACCCAUGGCUGAACAGACCUUUUUUCCCGCGUACCCUGUGUCUGAACCGUCCGCUUUCGAUCUGUCCGCCGCCUGCCGCUGCGGUGCUACGCACUCUGCACCGGUCCAGUUGCCCGACGCAUCGCCUCUCUCGUCUCCGGUCAGUCUCGGCCACUCGUUUUCCUCUAACUCAUCGUACCGUCGGUCUCCCCGGCCUCCAAAUUCCCCACACACGCCUGCGAGCGGCCUUGCUGCCGCACUCUCCGCUGCUCAGCCGCCGGCACUUUUCCUCCCGGAUUCUGCGCGAAACGCGAAGCGGAAAACGCGCCUCGACGGCGUGUAUGUACACCCGGACUCGACUCGCCCGUCCAACACCCCCCUCGCGUCCGGGUGUUCCGCAGGCGUUCCGGGGCUCCCUGCCGCCUCGCUUUUUCUUUGCUACACAUUGCCGGAAGAACUGGAGCAACUCUUGCUGGAUCCGACUGCGGUUCCUCCGCAACGAAAGCCGGCGACGCCGCGAGAGUCCCGACCGAAUGGCACUGCCGAGGCCGGCAAGCAGACGACGGAGACCGCUUGUGACAGCCUGUCUCCCGUCGCCCCACACCCUCCAGACACUCCUUCAGAGGCUGUUUGCGAGACCACAUGCGAAGCAGCUGCCUGUGCCAUGCUCGCUGGGGCGGCGCCAGACAGCGGGAGCGAAUCUCCGAACGACUUGGACCCAGAGAGAAACAAUAAGGACGUUCUUCUGGCCGCGGAAGGGAGCUUUAGACGGAGCGAAACGCCUGACGUUGAGCGACCCCCUCCCGGGGGGCCUGCUGCUCGACAGCAGCGGGUUAGCACCGUCCCCCCCCCCAAAUCCAAGUGUCCGGUGGCUGCCUCUGCGGGAGCUCAGGACACAGAGCUGCAUGCUUUUAACUUAAUCACGUCUUCCUGCGCAAGACAGAAGAUCCAUUCUGCGUCUGUCUUUGACUGCUGUUGCUCAGGCUACUCGCUUGGAGCAGAAGCAAAAGACUCUGACGUCUCUUCUGUGGCGCAGGUGCGGCCGAGGGCCGAUUUCCUCUCCGCCACUGCCACAGACGACCAAGGCACCAGAAGCGUCGUUUUAGACGCCGCCGACGAGACGAAGGCUCUGGACUCCUCUGAGAGAGAGCGACUCCAGUGCAACUCGAUUAUUCUGCUUUCGCGGUGGACCCGGUACGCAGAGGUGGCCUCAAGCUUUACCCCCGCGUCGGGGGUCUCCUCACGGGCCUCGCCGGUGUCCCAGGGCGCGCCGAGUGCGUCCUCGGCGCGGUCUCCGACUCGAGCCGCUGGCAAGCGCCGCUCGAAGGAAAGGGAAAGAAAUUCGACGUCACCGGGACUCGCUUCUCACGCGGAGGAAGAGAGAGUCGCAAACAAUUUUGCCCUCGAGCUGCCUCUCAGUCCACAGGUGCCACAGGCCCCCGAGCCUUCCUCGCACCCCCUCGGAGUCCUCAUGAAGCACUUGGACCAGCUGUGCCCGGCGGAGUUUCUUCUUCUCGCCAAAUACGUCAAAGACAGGCUGCCGUUCGCCGUACAAGCGGUCCUCCACGACCAAGCAAGCGAAGACCCCUCGGACCACAACUGGAACGUGAACGCGUUCUUCGAUCUCCCGGCUUUGGAGAGGGACUUGAGUGAAGCGCCGCUUCAGCCGGGGGUCUCCGCUCAAAUCCAGGGAGACGCCCCAGAGAGGCGUAGCACUGCGACCCCCGCCGCGAAGGAGGCCGCAGUCAAGAAGCAAGCAGGUUCUUUUUUCAGGGAGGCGCAUCCCUCGCUAGCACGACGCUUCCCGGUGUCGCGUAGCGACUUGGAAAAGGCCGAGCGGUUCGGCAGCGACGUCAAGGUCGAGCGCGGAGUGGGCUGGCUGCCCACGCCCCGAAUCCGGAGCGCGUCGCAAGUCUCGGAAGAUCGUGAAGAGCAGGGCGAAAUGGGAGAAUCUGGGGGAGUGCGGGGAUGUCGAGGCGCGCAGAGCCGUCUGGAGUUCAAUUCUGCAGGACGUCACGGCGUGGUGGCUCCCGACUUGCCGGACGCAGGCGCCGACGCACUCUCGGGAGCGAUGGAGGAAUUGCAACAGCAACUCUGCGACCUCCAGAUUCGGACGGGCGCGACGCCGGCGUGUGUGGCUGUGCCCGCGGCUCCGCCCCGCCGCUCUAGGGGGCUGAAUCCGCAUGCGCCUCCGUUCCGGAGCAUGAGAGCCGCGCACCUGUCUCCGGGUUUCGUCCCGCUCCCGCUAACCGCCUCGCCUGUGAUGGGCGCGAGCGGCUCCGCGGCCCUGAUUCUGCCUCGCUGCCCCGCGUCGGUCUCAGACGCGCAUGCAGAGUCAGUCUCGCUGCGGCUCUUCCCAGGCGCGGCAGACUCGGCCCGCGGCGGGUGCUCGAAGGAGCAGCUAGGCUCGGGGGCUGUUGACUGCGCGCGGGUGUGGAAGAGCGAAAACAGUGGAGGUAGGCGGGACGAGGCGUGGGGAGCAACAUUCGCGGAACCUAGGGACAUAGAAACUGACGAACUGGAGCUGAUGCGGGCCCUUGGACUCCCCACUCAGUUCGCGUCUUCGCGGAAGACCACGCGCCAACGCAAGCCACACAGAGAGGCCAAAACCGCCUGUGAAGCCUCGCCGCCGGCGCCGCUUUCUCUUCACGGCUCCGACCCGACGGCCUCAUGGGGCGGGCUGGAGCCGCCAGAGACGCAGGCGACGGCUACCGGGGUAAAUGCGGAAUUCGAUGGCGCUUUCGAGAGAGACCAGGCUGGCAUGAGACCCACUCGAGCUGGAGACGAGCGGAGGAGGAAGUGCGGGUGCGGGACUCUGGCGGAAGCAUGCAGACAGUUUCGACAAGACUCCGCAGUGCAAAGCAAGUCCAACUGGUGUGGCAGGCGCGAGGCGCCCCUGAGGGGGACGCCUGCGGUUUCCUCCGACUUGGCUCUCCCGCCCGGCUACGACAGCGUCGGCAACACCACAGACUCUUCGUACUACAGACUGCGCUACACGCUUUUCCACAAGUACGACGAAGGAAUGCUGCUGGACGAGAACGCCUGGUUCGAGACGACCGUCGAGUGCAUUGCAGCGUACCUCGCGUCCGUGCUCCGUGAGGUGUCUGUACACGCCAGAAUGCAGAGUCCGCCAGUCUCAGGUCUUUCGACUUGGAGAACGCCGAGGCCCAACGCACGGGUAGCUCUUGACUCAGAGGAUCUGCUGUCUGCGAAGAGUGAACGAGCGCCUUGCGGCCAAGCCAGCAAGGCCAGCAGUUCAGAAAGUUGUGUCCGCAGAUCCGGGAGUGAACUUGGAAACAACGCGUCUGGUGAGCGCGCUGUUCUGAGGCCGGCGAUCACGGAAGGGCGCUCGGAUGCUGUGCCAGCGGAGGAGGGCAGAGAGUCAACCACGCUUCUGGGGGACUCUCUGGGCGAAGCCGAUGGGAAUAGCGGCUGUCAAAGAACAGUUAAAAGACGAGCUGAAGAAACAAUCGGGUCCGACGACGAGCCGCCACCUCUUCCUUUAGUGGCAAUGGAUGGCUGCUGCGGAGCGGGCGGAAAUGUGAUUCAGUUCGCGCGGUUUUUUGAUGCAUGCGUCGGCGUGGACUGCGACCUCGUGAAAGUGGCCAUCUGCAAGCACAACGCCUCGCUGUACGGGGUCCGCGACCAGGUGUACGUACACCACAACACGUUGGCUGGCUGGCUGCGGGAGCGGCAGGCAGCGCGGCGCGAGCUUGAGCGAACGCGGCAUCUGUCGACAGACGACUCGAGCGACGAGCAGACAGAUUUCAACGAAGGCGUAGACAGUCUCCGUUGCUUCUGCUGCAGAGAGUUCUCCCGCGUAAAGUGCCCAUUCUGCGUGGGCCAAGCAGAAGCGGCGGCGUCCGGGUCGUGUGCGUUUUUCUGCGAGAAAGAGCGCCGCAACGAGAGGCUCUUUCGAGAGGCAUUGGAGGCUGUUAACGCUUCCCUCAUCUCUGGGGAGCUGGCGCCGUCGCGUCCCCUUUCCCAACGAGGCUCGCUCCUCACAGACAUCGCGUGGUGCUUCAUGUCCCCGCCGUGGAGCGGGCCGAGCUACUCAGGCCGACGGUCCUUCCGUUCGCAGCUCUUCUCCGUGGCGGGUGGUCAAGAUGGAGGCGGUGGAGUCGGUUCUGCGCACAUUCCCUCGCUCGUCAAAGCAGCGGCACGGAUCGCCCCCAACGUUUGCCUCUUCCUGCCGCGGUCGACGAACGUUCACGAACUGGCGGCCUUGGCUGUCGCCCUUCGCUUCCCCCUCCUCGAAGUUGAGGUCCUGUACUCUCACUUCAUUGACAGAACUUCUGGCGACCAGUCCCGGUCUCUUUUCCCGAAGGUCGGUUCUCACUUGCCCCGCUGA
This is a messenger RNA of Toxoplasma gondii ME49, 4551 nucleotides long. Its product is annotated as RNA cap guanine-N2 methyltransferase. Gene Ontology annotation, molecular function: RNA cap trimethylguanosine synthase activity. The record is from RefSeq and is a predicted model, not a curated record. Gene Ontology annotation, biological process: 7-methylguanosine cap hypermethylation; 7-methylguanosine RNA capping. The transcript has 2 exons. The coding region runs from base 1 to 4551 and encodes 1516 amino acids. Gene Ontology annotation, cellular component: nucleus. NCBI's taxonomy places the organism in Eukaryota, Apicomplexa, Conoidasida, Eucoccidiorida, Sarcocystidae.